Molecule: messenger RNA, 864 nt
Organism: Sinocyclocheilus rhinocerous
Lineage: Eukaryota; Metazoa; Chordata; Actinopteri; Cypriniformes; Cyprinidae
Product: 5-hydroxytryptamine receptor 3A-like
Exons: 3
Coding region: 59-697 (212 amino acids)
Biological process (GO): monoatomic ion transport
Cellular component (GO): membrane
Source: RefSeq, a predicted model, not a curated record
GAUAAAGCGACGGCCGAUACUGUAUGUGGUGAACCUGAUCAUCCCCAGCGCCUUCCUCAUGAUCAUUGACAUCAUGUCCUUCUACUUGCCGCCGCACAGCGUGGAUCGAUCCUCUUUCAAAAUGACCCUUAUUCUGGGAUAUACGGUCUUUCUUCUCAUUAUGAACGACCUGCUUCCCAGCACUGCUAAUGGAACGCCUUUAAUAGGUAUCUAUUUCUCUGUGUGUCUGGCACUCAUGACCAUAAGUCUGCUGGAGACGGUCCUCAUCACCUGCGUCCUCCACCACAAUUCAAUGAAAUACAGGGAGGUGCCACAUUGGGUUCAGGUGCUGGUGAUGCGCUUCAUUGCUCGACUUAUUUGCUACAGUUUCCCUGAAGACCCUUUAGCCAAGCUAGAAGGGAAACAAGAAACCAAUCCAUGGGUCGUCCAGCCCUCACAAUCAACGUCCAGUCAACAGACAUCCACUAAUGCGUCUGGAUCCAUGACACUGGAUGUGCCUGAACUAAGACAGAUCAGUCAGGAUCUUAGAGAGAUGAACACUUAUUUGUCCAUUCUACGAAAAGAAGACCAUCUACAGAACCAGUGGUGUCAUGUGGGCUACAUCCUGGACUUCCUUCUCUUCCGCAUUUACCUGUUGAUAAUCACGGGAUACGCGCUCGUAAUCAUAUGCAUGUGGUGCAUUUGGAUGAACCAGUAGAAAGAGUUACAGGCUAGUAGAAAAGAAUGUUUACAUAGGCUUUUGGUUGUUUUCCCAUAUUCUCUACAGCAGAAAUGUAGUGAGUAGAAAUUGACCGACAUUGAUUUGUACAUUUUUCCAUAAUUAAAUAUCGGUUUUGUAAUAUCAGAUCCACCAAUAAAUGGUUA